Kogia breviceps (pygmy sperm whale) is the source of this 2907-nucleotide messenger RNA. RefSeq names its product chloride intracellular channel 5 (gene CLIC5). NCBI's taxonomy places the organism in Eukaryota, Metazoa, Chordata, Mammalia, Artiodactyla, Physeteridae. The record is from RefSeq and is a predicted model, not a curated record.
GCGCGGGCGGCGACCGCGGGAUCGCUGCCGGGCGCGGAUCCGGUGACACCUCUCAGCGCGCGGCACUUGUUGCUCUCAGGACCUGCCGCCCAUCCCUGAGCCCACCUUUCUCCCUCGCCGCCCCCUGUCCCCUCCUGGCUUCUCUCCUUUCCGUGCGAUCGCCCGGGACACCGGUCUCUCAGGCACCGCUGUCACCGGCUGGAGAAAUAGAUUGAAGGAAAUAGAUAAACUCCCUCCGCAGGGGGCCCAGCCGGGCGGCAGCGGCAGGAGCGCUGGCCCGGGCGCCGCAGAGGUGGCGCCUCCCCGGCCCGGGACGCUGGCCCCGGGCGCCGACGGCAUGGCGGACGCGGCGACGGCUAACGGGGACGACAGGGACCCCGAGAUCGAACUCUUCGUGAAGGCUGGAAUCGACGGGGAAAGCAUUGGCAACUGUCCCUUCUCUCAGCGCCUCUUUAUGAUCCUCUGGCUGAAAGGAGUUGUGUUCAAUGUCACCACUGUGGAUCUGAAAAGAAAGCCAGCCGACCUGCACAACCUCGCCCCUGGCACCCAUCCGCCCUUCCUGACCUUCAACGGGGACGUGAAGACGGACGUCAAUAAGAUCGAGGAGUUCCUGGAGGAGACUUUGACCCCCGAAAAGUACCCCAAACUGGCUGCGAAGCACCGGGAAUCCAACACAGCGGGCAUUGACAUCUUCUCCAAGUUCUCCGCCUACAUCAAAAACACAAAGCAGCAGAACAACGCUGCCCUUGAGCGAGGCCUGACCAAGGCACUGAAGAAACUGGAUGACUACCUGAAUACCCCUCUGCCGGAGGAGAUCGACGCCAACGCUCGCGGGGACGAUGACAAGGGCUCCCGGCGCAAGUUCCUGGACGGAGACGAGCUGACCCUGGCCGACUGCAACCUGCUGCCCAAGCUCCAUGUGGUCAAGACUGUGGCCAAGAAAUACCGCAACUACGAUUUCCCGGCUGAGAUGACGGGCUUGUGGCGGUACCUUAAGAACGCCUAUGCCCGGGACGAGUUCACCAACACCUGCGCGGCCGACAGUGAGAUUGAGUUGGCCUAUGCGGAUGUGGCCAAGCGCCUCAGCCGAUCCUGAACUUGGCCGUCUUGCCCCAUCACUGCUGCAGAAAGACUCACCAUCUCCCCAAGGACUCCAGCUUCACGGACUCCUUUUCCAUGUCACCUCCAGAAACUUCUGUUUUUAUCAGGCCGCAUCUUGCUGCCAUCAUCGGAACCCCAGCCUGCUGUCUCUGAUGAAGGUCGACACCCGCCCCCCCGCAUCUGACCAGGCAGGAAUCUGCAAGCAGAAAUGAGAGAAACGGUCAAGCUCUCAGCCUUUCGGGCCUGGGCUGGGUUCAGUGUAUUUGGGGUCGGUGCGGGAGAACGAACCCGUCUGUGGCAUUGUCACUGGCCCUUUUUGCCAAUAUCAGAAUAUCUCCUAGGCUGCGUUAGACACGUGCAACACCCUGUCCUCGUCCACUCACCUCUUUGUCAGAAACUCCAAGGCCAAGGCCAAACGCCAUCUUAGUUCUCAUUAGAAAGAGGUGCAGUGCUUUGUUAGGGGGAGACAGAGAGUGAAUGGAAAGAAUGGAGCAGGUGUGGAUUUGGGCAUCCGGCAGACACACCUCCAGUCACUCACCGCUUUCUGGCACUCCUGUCACUUCGGGCACUGAAGGCCAGAUUGGAGAAACUAUUUCAGACACAGUCUCAGUUCUCUGCAAUGCCAGGCACAGUCUGAUGCCAUCAAGUACCUGGCUUGAUGCUGAUCUCCAUCUUUAUCUGUCCAGGCCUUGCCAGGAAGGGAAAUUGGCAUGUAAUUCCAAGCUGGGGUGACUAGGAAGGGGAGGGGAGGGGAACAGUGUCAAUGCCAAAAGGCCCAAGGGGUCUACCAGCCAUGGGGUUUGCUUGCUUACGGGAGUGGUUUCAUUGGAGAUUGCAUGCCUGGGUUUGACUGUGUUUAUCCACGAGUGAAUUUUGGCCUCUGAGAAAGCAGAUGGGAUUGGGAGGUGGAGGGAUGGGUGAGGAUCAAAAAAGUUCUUUAGGAGGCUCAAUGUUUCCCGGGAAUCUUUUAGAUAGAUCUUCUCUCUUAUGCUCUAACUAAGUCUGGAACUGGCGAUGUCGCGUAACUACCCACCUUAUAACAAAAAUCCAAGAAUUGGCCAAAAAUGACUGUCUGGUCUCUUCAAGUUGUUCCAGGAUGUGAGUCUGCUAAGCCGGGUGCACUCUGAAUCAACUGUAGCCUCUGAUGGGUGAGAGAUACGUUUAGGAGGUGGCUUGAUCGCGGAGCCUUAGGAAUAAAGUCCAUGGGCCUUUCUGAUUGGGAAACCGUGUGGUUUAAACUCGAACAGAAAAUACAUACACAUCUGGGUAAAUUUUCCUACCAUCUGACUCCAUUGCCAGAUGAAAAAGAAGAAACUGUUUUUUAGCUAAUAUUUCGCUCUGUAGUCAUUCUCCUUGAAUUUCACCUCCUUAAAAGCUCACCCUGCACGGGGACCUGUGCAGAGGAAACGAAGAAAAAUGAACUAGUCAUCAGCUCCCUCCUCCCGAGAACACCCUGGGGGAAAGUCCACCGGCCACAGACCCUCACCUCCAACUAACCCUUCCUUCUGUGUUGACUGUUGGUGGAGAGAGAGGCUCCCAAGUGCCUGAAAGUCCCAGGACUUGGCUCACUGGUCAGUGAGGGCAGGACGGCACAGGGCCUUCCUGUAGAAACAUCACCCGAUUCUAACCCAAGCAAUCCCCGGACCUACCUGCCUCCAGGGAUCUCUGGAGAUAAAAGGGGCCCACUGAUCAGAGCCAAGGAUAAGAAACAGGAGGGUCUCCUCCAGCCCAGGGAGGAAGACGACACUUCUCAGCAAGACAUCCUAUAAGCCUGAGACCUUUCAAAAAGCAGAAGGGGGCUUCCCU